Molecule: messenger RNA, 1606 nt
Organism: Marchantia polymorpha subsp. ruderalis
Lineage: Eukaryota; Viridiplantae; Streptophyta; Marchantiopsida; Marchantiales; Marchantiaceae
Source: the annotation of a GenBank genome assembly
UCAGCUCUCAAGCGAAAGGUUGGCGACGCUUCAGAUUUAUCGGGCUCGUAAUCGCUUCCAGACUUCUGUUCGUGUGACUGAAAAUCGUGAUGCAGGUUUACGGCAGAGAAUCAGGUAGGGAUUCCAUCGAAUCCGUAGGUCAUGGACUUUGGAGCUCUCUUCUCCGGUUCCUCGACGAGUGCGUGCCCUCCCACGUAACUUGAGAAUCAACGCUAAAACGAUAAAAAGAGAUAAGGCCAAUUCCCAGGGAGAAUGUCGCGGGCGUGAGCGAUUUGGUCGGCCUUGUCAGAUCAUCAGACGACAAGAGCAGGAGCCAAUAGAAUCAUACCACAAAGUUUAAGAAAGAACAAGGCGCUUCCCGAAGAAGCUCGACUGCUACCUCAGAAACAGUUGUACUAGUUCGGAAUAUAUCGAAAAUGGACGAUGAUGACAGCUACGAUGUGGACCCUCCGCCCUACGUUCCUGUGAAGCAUAUAAUUUUCGACAGCACUUUCUGGGAUCGAUGGAAACUCGUGGGUUCGAUUGAGAGCGGCCCAUUUACUGCGUGCAUGGCUGUUGAAGAUAAGGCCGAUCCGGGGAAAAAAUACGCACUGCAAAUUGACUCGAAGAUGGACCGCUUCGGAAUCAACGCAGACUCGCGGCAAUGUCUGGGGCUGUUCAGAAAAUGUGUGGUUUUGAACCGAAUUCUUCCCAAACACAAGCACAUAAACGCGCUGGACAGAUUAGUCUUCAGCCAGACGAGCAUGUUCAUAUUGCAAGAUAUGUGCGAGGGAAUGUUGGACCUCAACCACUUCUAUCCUAUGGCCACCGACAUCCUUGCGCGAGCCCUCUUCACCAAAGUUGCCGAGACCGUGCUCUUCAUGCAUGAAUAUGGCGUGGUCCACGGUAACUUGACCUCGUCCACCAUUCUCUACUUCCAUAAGCCGUUUACUGACUCCAUAGCCUGCAAGAUCACAGGCUUCGAUCUGGCCAUCCACUACCCGCACUUGGCCACGAAGCAUAAGAGAAACUUCCACCAAUCUGACUAUCUCUACGAUCACCAUCUGAGUGCACAGACCCAGGUGCCUUACACGGUGGCAGGAGAUGUGAGAGCCAUGGGCAAAAUCCUGUACAAUGUGUUAGUCAACAAUCCCGACCCGGACGACAUUCCAGCAACUGGGCCCGAUUUCAAGCCCUGGGUCCGCGAUGCGGCAUUGAACUUGCUCCGGAUGAUCGGCCCUCGAGGAUUUGGACCCGCCAGUGAUGACGCCCUUCCCGGAGCCCAAGUGGUCGUGAAUCACCCGUGGCUCAAACUCCCUCCUCCAGGGCCCCAGAUGGCCACUGUCAAGGAGCUCGAUCGAUUUCGCAACGAUUGGAGCGUCAGAGUGUUGGAAUCGCUGAUUUGUGAUCGUUCAGACUGUUUUAAUCACUAAGAAGGAUUUGUACAUAUAGUGUAGUCCACAACGGUGAUCUAUAACCGUAGUGUAAUGGGUGACCGAGAAGCUGCGUCCACUCCUUUGGACACUGAUACAGUUCUUUUGUAAUAUUAGCACUCCAAGAGUAUCUUUACAUCUAACACCCUCCCUUAUUCAUAAGGUAGUAUCUAAAAUUAUCUAAAUAUAUCUAA